Molecule: messenger RNA, 1578 nt
Organism: Leopardus geoffroyi (Geoffroy's cat)
Lineage: Eukaryota; Metazoa; Chordata; Mammalia; Carnivora; Felidae
Gene: ARRDC5
Product: arrestin domain containing 5
Exons: 4
Coding region: 452-1537 (361 amino acids)
Biological process (GO): protein transport
Cellular component (GO): cytoplasm
Source: RefSeq, a predicted model, not a curated record
UCCUCCACCUUGGUCAGCCUGGACAGCGAGUCCACAGUGUGGGCCACCUUGCCGUCCAUGGUGCGAACCUGGAUCCACAUGGCGUCUGCUGCGCGCGUACUGCACAUGGGGGCCAUCUGACAGAGCAGAAAAUCCCUUGGGGCUCGUUCCUCGUUCCUCUCCAUCUCUAAGCAGAGCUCAUGAUGCCUACCUUACCGGAGUGUUGUGCAAACUCUUCCCACCCAGGCCUCUGGCCUCCUGGCACGAUGACAGGCGUUCCCAGUGUGGCAGGAAUGUUAGGGUCUGUGGCUGUUUUUGCGUAUUCAUUUGUUAUUUCCUAGGAAAAAGUGGUCAGGUUGUCAUUUCCCCAACCAGUGAGGACUUUGGAAUUCCCAAGCCGCCCCACCACCCCGAACAACAGCCUCGUCUCCCCUCCCGGCCACUGGAGGCCCCUUCCCAGAACCCUGGCUGGAUGAUGUCACAGACAGGUGACCUCACUGUGGCAAAGGAACCAGGGAUCUCAGUGUCAUGGGGGAGGGGCGAGGAUGUUCCUCCACCACCCCAACCCCCCAUGUCUGUGGUGAAGUCGAUCGAAUUAGUGUUGCCCAAGGAUGUGGUCUACCUGGCCGGCUCCAGCAUAGAAGGGCAGGUGGUUCUAAUACUGAACAGCACCCUGGUGGACCCCAUAGUGAAGGUGGAGCUCGUGGGAAGGGGUUACGUGGAGUGGAAUGAAGAAAUCGGGAAAUCCCGUGAUUAUAGCAGGGAUGUUAUUUGCAACAACAAGGCUGACUAUGUGCACAAGACGAAGACAUUCCCAGUAGAGGAUAAUUGGUUAAGUGCAGGCAGCCACACCUUUGACUUCCAUUUCAACUUACCUCCCAGGCUUCCUUCUACCUUCGCCAGCAAAAUUGGCCACGUCUCCUACUUCGUGCAAGCCUCCUGCAUGGGUCGGGAGCACGUUCUAGCAAAGAAGAGAAUGUACCUGUUGAUUCAAGGGACUUCAGACUUCCAUCAAGAAAACGCACUGCAGAACCCUCUGUUGGUGGAGGCUGAGAAGAAAGUCUCGUACAAUUGCUGCAUCCAGGGGACCAUCCGCCUUCAGAUCCAGAUGGAAAAGAACAUCUUCGCACCGGGGGAGGGAAUUGUCUUCACCACGGAGAUCAGCAACCACACCGGCAAGCGCAUCAAGACGGUGGUCUUCGCCCUCUACGCCCACGUGCGGUACGAGGGCUUCACCCCCAAGGCGGAGCGGCGGUCGCGGGAGGACAGCAGCGAGCUGCUCCGGCAGGAGGCCAACACCCAGAUCGCGCCCUUCGACACCACCAAGAUCGUCAGCACCCUCAACCUCCCGCAGGUGCUGUCCGUGAGCAGCGGCACCCGGGACGGCGAGAUCAUGAGCACCUGCUAUGAGCUGGUCAGCACGGUCCAUCUGCCGUGGUCCCUGACCUGUGUGAAGGCCAAGGUUCCCAUCAUCGUCACCCGUGCGCCCGUGGAUACCGCCGGCUGCCAGCCGCUGGAGGGGGCAGCGUUACCCGCGAGCCAGGAGUGCCAGAAUUAAGCGCCCAAACUUCUAAAUAUUAAAAGUUUUAUUGGACGGUA